GUGAGAGAAAUACGACUUCCAUAUAUGCUCCCACCACCAGCAUAGCAUAUCUGCUCGGGGGAGCGAAAGAGAGCCUUAUCCGCGAACUCAAGCGAGAAAUCACCAGAGAAUCGAGUACUUGUGGAGGGAAGAGAAACAGAGGAAGCAGCGGGUACAAACAACCUUCCUUCCCUCCAACAAUUGGAUGGCAAUGGCUUCUCUCCACCCUCGACACCAUCCCCCUUUUCUCCUUCUCAGGCCUCAGACGGUGCUAUUCUCUCAGAAGCUGUGCCUCCUCAGCGGACGCAUCGGUCGCGGGGGCAUCCGUUUACGAGCUUCUUCAUCUUCUCCUCCUUCCUCAUCGUCGUCGGACGCUACCACCCAGACGGCAGAGUCAUGCGUGAACUUCGGACUCUCUCUCUUUUCCAAAGGACGAGUAAAGGAGGCUCUCACCCAAUUCGAGACCGCUCUCUCGCUGGAUCCCAAUCCUGUAGAGGCCCAGGCUGCUCUUUACAACAAGGCGUGCUGUCAUGCCUACAGGGGCGAAGGAAAAAAAGCUGCUGAUUGUUUGAGAACUGCUCUACGCGAAUAUAAUCUCAAGUUUGGCACCAUUCUCAAUGAUCCAGAUUUGGCGUCCUUCAGGGCUAUGCCAGAAUUUAAAGAGUUGCAGGAAGAGGCAAGAUUAGGCGGUGAAGAUAUUGGGUACAGCUUCAGGAGAGACCUCAAGCUCAUUAGUGAAGUUCAAGCACCAUUCCGAGGUGUUAGAAGAUUCUUUUAUGUCGCACUUACUGCUGCUGCUGGAAUAUCAACCUUUUUCACUGUGCCGAGGCUGGUUAGUUCAUUACAAGGUGGUGAUGGUGCCCCUGAUUUGUGGGAGACAGCAGGAAAUGCUGCCAUCAACAUUGCAGGCAUUAUUGUACUUGUGGCACUGUUCAUUUGGGAUAACAAGAAAGAGGAAGAGCAGCUUGCACAAAUAUCACGGGAUGAAACUCUGUCAAGAUUGCCCUUGCGUUUGUCAACCAGUAGGAUUGUCGAACUUGUUCAGCUCCGUGACACAGCUAGGCCAGUAAUUCUUGCUGGGAGCAAAGAAACCGUUAACAGGGCUCUUGAAAAAGCUGAAAGGUUUAGGACUGAGCUCCUUAGACGUGGUGUUCUUCUGAUUCCUGUUAUCUGGGGCAGUGACAAAAGAGAACCUGUUGAGAAGAAAGGUUUUGGUGGUCCUGUAACUGCAUCCACAUCUCUUCCUUCUGUUGGGGAUGAUUUUGAAAAACGGACGCAAUCUAUAACUGCAAAGUCACGCUUAAAAGCAGAGGUCCGAUUCAGGGGAGAGGUUGUGUCACCCACUGAAUGGGAAAGGUGGAUAAUUGAACAGCAAAAAGCUGAAGGUGUUAAUCCAAGGGAAGAUGUUUAUAUAAUACUGCGGCUUGAUGGUCGGGUUAGAAGAUCAGGAAGGGGCAUGCCGGACUGGCAACAGAUUGUCAAGGAAUUGCCUCCCAUGGAGGCAUUGCUGAGCAAGUUAGAAAGAUAGACCUCAGCGGAAAAAAUUAAAAAGACAGAUAAAUUUUGCUAAGCGGUGAAAAUUCUUUCAUGCAUUUCAUGGCGUUGUUCUCGUGGCAGCAAACCUUUCGUACACUCAAGUUGCUGAUAAUGUCUGAUUGGAUUGUCGCUUCCCUCCACCAUUAAUUUUCAAUUUUCAGUUCUCCUAGGCUCGUUUCAACAAUUUGGAUGGUUAAAUGGGAGCUCACUUUGUAAAAAAAUGUGUCCAUAUGAACUGUAUGAUCGAAUAGACGAUGCUCGCUUUUGACUUCUAAGCGAAUAUCACCACGGAAUCGCUCUUCAUCUA
Molecule: messenger RNA, 1822 nt
Organism: Nymphaea colorata (pocket water lily)
Lineage: Eukaryota; Viridiplantae; Streptophyta; Magnoliopsida; Nymphaeales; Nymphaeaceae
Product: protein LOW PSII ACCUMULATION 1, chloroplastic
Exons: 9
Coding region: 185-1507 (440 amino acids)
Biological process (GO): photosystem II oxygen evolving complex assembly
Cellular component (GO): chloroplast
Molecular function (GO): protein binding
Source: RefSeq, a predicted model, not a curated record